Molecule: messenger RNA, 1782 nt
Organism: Sitodiplosis mosellana (orange wheat blossom midge)
Lineage: Eukaryota; Metazoa; Arthropoda; Insecta; Diptera; Cecidomyiidae
Exons: 1
Coding region: 1-1782 (593 amino acids)
Source: RefSeq, a predicted model, not a curated record
AUGGUUGCCGAUAUCAUGUUUGAUGACGAAAAAAGAAUUGAGAAUUUGAAUGCGAAAAUAAGAAGUUCCGUAACGGGUGCAAUCCCAAAAAAUUCUAGAGUGACAAAAUUAAAUGAUGGUAAUAUUUCUCGCUCGAAUUUAAACAAAAUCGAAGAAGAGGAGGAAGAUGACAAUGGGCAACAAUUUUCAUCAUAUGUUGCUACACCAAGACGUAUACUAAGUUCGACUAAAGCGGCAAAUAGAAAGCUAAGAACCAACUUUUAUCCUCAAGAGGAUGAGCCAGUCGAGCAAAGUAAUAUAUUGGAAGGUAAUUUGAACAUUGGUGGCAAUGAAUUGCCUCAGCGAGGUAUUUUGGCACAGAAUUAUUCUAAUGAACGAAAAGUGUCGUUUGUAAAUCCUCGUAAUGUCACGUUUGCAGUAAAUCAGCGUGAACAAGAACAAUUUUCCAACAAUUUAUCACAAAGUUCAAAUUAUUUUGCACCGGUUCCAUAUGGGAAUUCCAAUAACCCAAUAAGAAGUUUCAAUGUUCAGGAGAAUUGGCAAAAUUCCAGUAAUACGAACAAUUUCAAUCCAAUUCAAAAUUGUCAGGAUUCAGGUUUUGUACCAAAUAAUUCGAACAUACCACAAUAUAUGGGGAAUAAUUCACAACCUCGAAAAUCAUUUUUGAAACGUUUAUACGAUAUUCCAAAAUUUAAUGGUGAAUCAUUCCAAAGCUUAACUGAUUUCAUAGACACUUGUGAAACAUUAUAUAGUUCAAUAGAAAGCGAUGUUGAAGAGCGCGAAUUCUUUGAGCAAAUGAUGUUAAGAUUGCGUGGCGAAGCCAGAAACGUCAUCACUCAACUCGAAAAUUUGAGUUGGAGAGUAAUAAAAGACGCCUUGCGAUCACAUUUUGCUUAUUUGUCAAAUAAAGAUAUUUUGACAAGUCAACUUGAGAAUUUAUGUCAAGAAAAAGACGAAAGUUUGACUAAAUACGCAGAAAGAGCUAGAAAACUGUUAUUGGAAAAAAAUUCAGUCUAUAAUCAUUUAACAGAAGAGCAAAAAUCUGAGCAUAACAGAUUGGCUCGUAAAUCAUUUGCAAAGGGAAUUAAGAGUAACAGGCUAAGAGAUCGUCUGUUGACUCGUGGCUCCAACACUUUGGAAGAUGCUAUUUCUUAUGCGAUAGAAACAGAGAAUGAUGUAUUAAACAAUAUUUCGCGGAAUGAGCUAUUUUGUGGUUUUUGCCGUAUAAACGGACACCGUGAGCAGGACUGCAGAAACAAAAAUGCGCGCAAUAAUGAUUUAAAUAAAAUUAUUUCUGCUUUGCGUUUCAUGAAUGGUCCGAUUCGUUCAAAUUUUAAUAGAUUUGAUCGUUUUAACGGCUUUAAUAACCAGAAUUUCCGCAGAUUUGACAAUAAUUUUGGAAAUAAUAGACGUAACUUUGGUAAUUUCCAAAGGAAUAAUUGGAAUAACAACGGUAACUGGUCAAAUAAUAAUCGUAAUUGGAAUUUUAAUCGUAAUGAUAACAAUAACUGGAAUCGUAAUUGGAAUCGAAAUUGGAAUGAUGGUAAUAAUAGCAGCAAUAACAAUGGCAACUGGAAUCAAAACAGAAAUAAUGGCAAUUUCAACAGAUUUGACACGAGUAAUGUAAAUCGCAACCGGAACAAUGAUCAAUCUGAUCAGGGUAGAUUUAGACAGGGUCAGAAUCAACAACAAUCUGGUCGUACAAAUCAAUUUUCGAAUAACGCUGUUGCAAAAACAGAGGCACAAGCGAUUAACGUCAUUGAUUCUAAAAAGGAAAACUAA